Molecule: messenger RNA, 1773 nt
Organism: Ceratina calcarata
Lineage: Eukaryota; Metazoa; Arthropoda; Insecta; Hymenoptera; Apidae
Exons: 2
Coding region: 1-1773 (590 amino acids)
Molecular function (GO): RNA-DNA hybrid ribonuclease activity; nucleic acid binding
Source: RefSeq, a predicted model, not a curated record
AUGCUAGAUCAUGGUGUGGAUGCGACGGUGGUCAGAUGGAUUGAUAAGAUGCUGUCAGAUAGAAUUCUUACGACGGAAUUUGGUGGAAUUACCGCUGGUGGUCUGGCGAAUAGAGGUUGCCCGCAGGGAGGAAUAUUGUCACCAAUGCUGUGGUGUCUGGCGGUUGACUCGCUUUUAGAGAAGCUAAGAUUGAAUGGAUUUCAAGUUUGGGGAUACGCGGAUGAUAUCGCAGUAGUGGCAGUGCAUGAGGAUGGAAGAGCGGCUAAACGAUUGAUAAACUCUGCGUUAAGAUUAAUGGAAGACUGGUGUUCGGAGACGAAUCUAUCGGUAAAUCCAACUAAGACGGAGUUACUGGUGGUGACGCGGAAGAAAAAGAGACUGAAUGUUCAGGGAAUCAAAUUGAAUGGUGUCCAAUUGACGAAAUCGGAUCAGGUGAAGUAUUUAGGAGUAACUUUUUCUAGCAAUCUCUCUUGGAGAGUACAGGUUGAGAGAACGGUCAACAGAGCGAGAAAGAAUUUGGCCACUAUUAGCAGAAUGGUUGGGAGUACGUGGGGGCUUACGCCGGCUGCGGCACACUGGGUUUAUAGUUGUAUAAUCUUGCCACGUUUGUUCUUUGGUGCUGUGAUUUGGUGGGAAGGUGUGCAGAAUCUUAAAAUAGGAAAUAAAUUGGAGAGUUUACAGCAUGUAGGACUGAAGAGGAUUUUAGGAGCGUUUCGAUACUCUCCAACAAGAGCGAUGGAGGCAAUGCUGGCGAUGCCGCCGCUCUUAUUUCGUAUAGAAGAAGUGGCGAUCCGAACGGCGAAACUUCUACGAGAUUGGGGUAAAUGGCAGUCGACGGAUAGAGGUCAUUCUUCUGUGCUAUUGAAAUGUAUACCUGAAACAGAGAGAAAUUUGUUAAUGACUUUGGAUUCUGCGACGGACAAGAUUAGUCUGACGUUUCGAUUUGGAAGAAGAUUUCGAACGAUGAUUCCUGGGAGGGAUGAAUGGAAGAAUGGUAGGUUGGAAAGGUUUACAGGAUGGAAUGAAUGGUUUACAGACGGCAGUAAGGACGAGGAGAGUGUUACUGGAUGUGCAUGGGUUUCGGGGUUGUCAGGUGAGAACGGAUCGGAAUAUUUAGGGAAAUUUGCUACGGUUUACCAGGCGGAAGUUGUGGCUGUAUUGAGGUGUGCGGAAGGUUUGAUUAACAGAGGGAUCAGAGGUGAGAAUAUAAUUAUUUUUACUGACAGUGAGUCGACGGUAAAAACUAUGGAAAGAUCCAGUUUUAAGUCAGCAAUUGCAUUAGAAUGUUGUGACACUUUGAAUAAAUUAGCUUUGGUUAAUAGGAAGGUGAUUCUGAGUUGGUGUCCUGGACAUAGGGGAGUUGCUGGAAACGAGGAAGCUGACAGGCUUGCGAAAUUAGUGGUGAAGGAAGGAAGACCGGGAGUGGAGCCGUGGUUACCAGUAUCGUAUGCGGGAUUCAAAUCGGAAUUAAAGAGAUUCUCGCUCUCUCGAUUGAUUAAUAGAUGGUCUGGCACGACGAAUUGCAGGCAAGGAAAGGAGAUGAUCGGAGAAAUUAACGUGGGUAAGGCUAAGAUGAUUUUAAGGAUGAAUAGAGCUGAUGUGCGAAUUUUAACAUAUGUUUUAACGGGGCAUGCUCCGCUGAGAUAUCACUUAUUUAGGAUGGGAGUUCGGGAUAGUGGACACUGUUCCUGCAACUCGGGGAAAUCUGGAAUAGAAUGGAAGGAUUGUAAGGAAAAAGGUUUGGUUAUAGAGGUGGAAGAGAAGGUGUUGUAA